Molecule: messenger RNA, 813 nt
Organism: Uranotaenia lowii
Lineage: Eukaryota; Metazoa; Arthropoda; Insecta; Diptera; Culicidae
Product: peritrophin-1-like
Exons: 2
Coding region: 141-713 (190 amino acids)
Cellular component (GO): extracellular region
Molecular function (GO): chitin binding
Source: RefSeq, a predicted model, not a curated record
ACCUCAGUGGUAUCUUCUUGAGGAAUUGUCUUCGAUAAGAUAAGCUUAAUUUGGUGGGGAGAAGAGUUAUAAAAAUAAAAUGAUCAUCCACUGACUCUUCAUUUAAUCCUCUGAAUUAGAAGACAAAUUUUCACCCCAAAAUGAAAGGCAAUAUCCUAGCUCUUGUGCUCACGCUGAGCCUGUUUGGCAUGAGCUCUGCAAACUUGUGCGUAGGCUUAACGGAAGGAUUCUUCAUAUAUGCGGCAGAUUGCACAAAAUACAUCAGUUGCGCAAACGAACAGGAAAACAUCAUGUCAUGUCCGGCAGGAUACAUUUACGAUCACGCCAGGGUUCUGUGCGUCAGAGGAACCACUUGCCCUCCUGUUCCGGUCACUCCCGUGUGUCCCCCGACUGGCAUUGAGUUCCAGGCCAUCGAAGGAGAUUGUGAGCACUACAUCGUUUGCUCUCAGGGAGUAGCUCACACUAUGACUUGCGCUGCGGGAACAACCUUCGAUACUCCGACCCUCAAGUGCCAACUUCCGGCAGCCUCGACUUGCUUGCCAUUCAAGUGUGAUCCAGCCCUGCCUCUUCUCGGACAGAGCUUCGCUGAUCCGGCCGACUGUACCAAAUAUUACAUUUGCAACUUCCAAUACGAGCUGGUUCCGAAGGCUUGCUCCGCCGGAAUGCACUGGGAUGACGCCAUCAAGAAGUGUGCUGCCGGGGCUUGUGUGUAAUGUUUUUUUUUUAUUGACCAGUAUCUCGUAACAUGUUAAAGAUAUAGCAUAAAGAAAAAUUGUAGAAAGUGCAUUUUAAAAAUAAAUUUGUGGAAACACA